CACCAAAUAGGUCCACCUUUUGGACAUGCCAUUCUCAGCCCAACCCCCUCAACAACUACAGUGACACCAUUUACUCACUGUAGUAUCUUCAUUCACUCGUUCAACUUCUUCUUUAACCUAGUCAUGUCCCACUCUGCAUCCCUUUUCUUAUUAUACUCACGAUCCCGGUCAUAACGGCCUUUGAUUGCAUCGCAGCGCAUUCGCAACUGCGGCUUUCUUGUGCCCAUGGACUAGGAAUAUGGCGCCUCCCGUUUCUCAUCGACGGCUUGUCGCCGCUAUCGUGUAUCGAACUCUCUACCUUCUUCUCUACGUCUGUCUUCUAGGGCUGCUAAUAGCUACCCCUGCCGACGCCAUUCAUCGCUCGUUCCAAAAUCGACAGCUCUACAACAUCUGGAUCGUGAUCGCCGCCUACGUUCUCGCCAUUGUCAUCAUUUCCUUCGUCUUUAUCACCCGUCUAUAUAUCAACAAGACCGAUCUUGGGUCGAUACCGAAAGGAUGGGUACCAAUCGAGAAGGGGGACCUUCGCUCGACUGUCUAUAAAGUAAUUGCACUGGGCCUUGGGCGAAGUGCAUCGAUCGCAUACGAAUCGCGCCCCAGGCUUCAAACAGACAACACGGCACCGGAUGAUGAAACUGUCGAAACAAGGGUUAAGCUGGGUUUUGAUGGUCCUAGUGGUCCAGCGGAGGAAUUGGUGGUGGUGAUCCCGCGUAAACAGCCUGUUUGGGGAGAUAUUGAACAUUAUGGAUGGUCCUCACCCAACGCUCCGGAUUUACCGAACCUCGAGUACACCACUGUCUUCUCUGAAUUACCAAAUUUGAUCGAGGGCAAAGCUUUGACUCUUGCGCCUCCUGACCCGACCUCCGAUACGAACCCGCCUUUGCUAGAUCCAGACGCAGUAGCUCUUCUGCAGCGAACCGCCAACAUGAGCCUGCGCGAUUACAUAGUUCACCUGGCUGAUUUGGGGGUGAUCGAGAUGGAUUCAACCACUGUCGAAUUUCUCUCACACUACGAAUACGCACGCUUCUCGAAUCGACCAAUUUCCAAUGCUCAGUUUAAGGAGCUUAUGCAUCUUUUUGCCGAGAUUCUUCGCGCCAUGGAACCCCUGGAUCCAGAUAUUCUGGACGAGCAAGAUAAUACAUCUUCACCCUCUACCGAUGACGAUGACGAUGCUAGAUCAAGGCUGGGCACGUCUCGCAGUAAUUUGGCUCCCUCAGACGCUAGCAUCAGUAGCUCUACUCGGAUACGGCGCCAGCCAUCCACGAAUACCUGGAACGUUUAUGAGACUGCUCCUAACAGCGUGAGGAGCGGAUUUACAGGGCCAGGGUCCAUAUCAAGAAGACUUAGCAAUAAUAGUCUUGCGAGAAGUCGGCGUCAUUACCCCAUGAGCCAACCAUCAACCUCCAGCCUUCGAUCCAAGUCAUCAGCUAGCUCAGGGUCUGUUAUUCGACUUGCGACACGGCACGACUCAACAGACCUACCUUACGUUCUCAGCUUGAGAGAUACGACGGCUAGCUACUAAUGACUUGUUUUUGGGGGCGCGGCGAUUGGUAUGGCUCUUAAUGUUAACGAAUUUAUGACCAAAAGCAUUAUAACAGAUUAUAGGAUAGAGAUUGUGUAAUUUCCUAAUUUUAGUCAAUUCUAGUAUAUAUCUUC
Molecule: messenger RNA, 1653 nt
Organism: Fusarium odoratissimum NRRL 54006
Lineage: Eukaryota; Fungi; Ascomycota; Sordariomycetes; Hypocreales; Nectriaceae
Exons: 1
Coding region: 239-1519 (426 amino acids)
Source: RefSeq, a predicted model, not a curated record